This is a messenger RNA of Caenorhabditis angaria, 10780 nucleotides long. The record is from the annotation of a GenBank genome assembly. NCBI's taxonomy places the organism in Eukaryota, Metazoa, Nematoda, Chromadorea, Rhabditida, Rhabditidae.
AUGAUAAUUGCUAGAAAAAGUCGAAAAAGGCGGAGGAAUCGGGAAGAAGAAGGUGAGUUUGGGCCGGGCCGGGCCCAGAUUAACAAAAACGGAAAAAAUGACAUCAUUUUUGUUGAUAAAUAAAAAUUUUGAAGAAAAAUCCCACACUACUUAAUCUAUCUCAUGUUUUUUCACUUCACAAUGACUCAUAUGUAUUUUUAAAAAAAUUGAAUUUUCUAGGUUCCCUCCAUCUUCCAACAACUUCUUCAACACAAAAUAUCCAAUCAUCCGAUUACGAGUGAGUGUUUUUUCAUGAUUCAUCGGAUUAAUUCAUCGUUUUUUCCAGGGAUUAUGAAGAAGCCGAAGAAACUGCUGUAAAAAUUAAUAAUCAAAUGUCAAAUGAAAAUGAAAAUGUGCAAAACAGUACACAGAAAAAUAACCAAGUUCGAAAACAAUGCUCAUCUUUACGAUGGUUAUCGAUUCCAGCUUGGCUGUUUUUAAUAAUCGCAAUUCUGAUAAAGGUGAGGAUUAGGCUACCGUAGUUUUGAUUUGAUAAACAUUGAGAUUAGCUGAUGAUUAGUGAGUGCAUUACGCCACCCGGAGUUUUUCUGGAUGAAAAAAAAAAUGGAAAAAAAUCGGAGAAGAGAGGAGAGGAGAUUACAGUAGGAAAGAAUAUGAUAAUAUUAUUAUUGAACUCGGAUUUUUUGGUCAAAAAUCAAAUUUUUGAUCUCUAAAAAUCAUAAAACACCUUAAAAUUUUCAAAAAUAAUAUGUUUUUAGCCGUCAAAUGCAAUAAUCGAAACUCGAUGUGGAUCAAUAGACAUUCGAAACACACCAAUGGGUUUGAAAAGAAGCAACGCGGCUCUUGAUCUUGGAGAUUCGGAUUCGAUAAAAUCGAAAGAUUUGGAUCUUUCGAAUCAAAUCAAUUGCACAGUUAUUGAGGGAUCAUUUUUGAUUACUAUGAUAUCAACGGUUGAGGGAAAGAAUUAUUCAACUGAGGAUUUUCCGCGAUUUCCGUAUUUGCGAGAAAUUACCGGGAGUUUGAUGAUUUUUGAUGCCGGGUUUGUGUUUUUUGCUAUUUUUCAAGUGGAUUUUGACCCUGUGAUCACGAUUGUCAAAAACUGCAGAACUCAACUACCAAUGUGAGUUAUGACGUGGCGAAUUUUGGGACUUUAGGAGGUGAAAACUAGCUGAUAGCCUAGCGUUGCUCAGAAGGUUUUCAAUCAAUUUUGAGAUUUCAAAUGCAGAUUCCAAUUUUUUCUGAGAAAAAUUCGGAUGAAAUUGGGAGUUUUGGUUUUCUAGGCCAUAAAAAUGAACAAGUAGGUUUGCUAGGCCAACUGGAGGUUUUCUAUGCCAUGAAAUUGGGAAUUUUGGUUUUCUAGGCCAUAAAAAUGAACAAGUAGGUUUUCUAGGCCAUCUGGAGGUUUUCUAGGCCAUUUAAGCUGAACAUUUGGUUUCGCAGACCAUAAAAAUAAAACAUUUGGCUUUCUAGGCAAUCUGUAGGUUUUCUAGGCUACGAAAUCGGAAAAUUCGGAUUUCUAGGUCAUCUGGAGGGUUUCUAGGCCACGAAAUUCGAACAUUUGGAUUUAUAGGCCACCUGGAGGGUUUCUAGGCCAUGUAAUUGGAAAAUUUGGAUUUCUAGACCGUUUGAGCUGAAAAUUUGGAAUCUGAAAUUGAGAUCUCAAAAUUGGUUAAAUAUUGAAAAUAAAUCUCCUGAACAGCACUAUGCUAUCAGAUAAAUCAAGCUAGUUUUCACCUCCUACAGCCCCCAAAUUUUGCCACGUCAUAACUCAUGUUAGAAGUUGAGUUUUGCGGUUUUUGACAGCAGGUUCGAAAUUUCAUAAAACAUCAUAAGGUUCGAAAUUUUUCUAGAUAUUUGAAAACCUUAUCAUGGAUCUUGCCGAAUUUACGAGUUAUUGGUGGACAAGUUCUCAUUCAACAAUAUGCACUGGUUAUUUACAAAAAUAACGAUCUUGAAGAUGUUGGUUUGAGCUUGAAUUAAAAAACAAUUGUGAACUCUUUUUUCAGAUUGGUCUCAAUAAUUUGAAAGUGAUUAGAAAUGGCGGAGUUCGCAUAACUGAUAAUAAAAGAUUGUGUCAUACUCGAUUAAUCGAUUGGAAACAUAUCACAACUUCUGCUGUAAAUGAUGUUUUAUUAGAUGAUGCUGCUGAAUUGAGUUUUACUGAAACUGGACGAAGUUUGUUUUUUUUCUCGAAUUUUCUUUAUCUCAUCUCUAAAAUUCCCAUUUUUCCAGUCUGCAAGAAAGGUGGAUGUGUUUCCGAUCCGAAUCAAGAUCUGUGCCAUUAUAUGGAAGUCAAUGACAAACACUAUCAAUCUUGUUGGAGUGACACGAAUUGUCAAAGAACGUGCAAGUUUGAUCGAAUUGGCGAAGAAAUUGGACCGGGAUGUGAUCCAGAUGGUGAGAAAUGUCAUGAUGAAUGUCUGGGUGGAUGUGAUAAGAAGGAUGAUGCCAGUGCUUGUCAUUCGUGUAAAAAUUAUCAUUAUCAGGUGAGGAAUAUGUGCUAGAGGGAAUAGAAAUUUACAAAUGUGCUCUACCGAAGAAUUUUGUGAACUUCGAAAACAGAAAAUUUCACAGAUCCAAAAACUCAAAUUCUUAGCUCUAAAGUUGCAAAUUUGCUCUAUUGAGAAUCUGAAUUAACAUGAGCAAUCUAGUGAAUUUCCUCUAUUCUAUAGAAUUCACUAGAUUGCUCAUGUUAAACCAGAAAAGCGGUCAAAUUCUCCAUGGAGUGAAUUUUAAACUAAUUUUCAAUGUGAACUUUCCUUGUUCAAAUUCAAAUUUUUAGCCCAAAAGAUGCAAGUUCGCUCCAUUGAUAAUCUGGAUUAACAUGAGCAAUCUAGUAAUUUUACUGUAUAGGAUUAUUAGUAAAUUCACUAGAUCGCUCUUGUUAAACCAGAAAAGUCGUCAAAUUUUCAACUGUUCAUAAAAACUUGAGAGUUUUCUCGCGAUUUCAAAUUUUUAACUCAAAAAUUGCUAGCCCCUCUAUUGAGAAUUUGAAGAAUUUUUGUGGUUCAACAUGAGCAACUGCCCGAAAAUCAUAUAAUUCCAUUUUAUGUUCAGGGUCGAUGUGUUCCAACUUGUGGAAACAAUCUCUAUGUUCUCAUAAACCGACGAUGUGUUACAAAAGAAAAAUGUUUGGCAUUGAAACCAAUCAAAUCAAAAAGUUAUCUACCAAUAAAAGCCAUAAAUGGUGUAUGCUCGGAUAAAUGUCCUGAAGGCUAUGAAGAAGAUCCGAAAGACAAUUCGACAUGCUUAAAAUGCGCUCCAAAUUGUCAAGUAAUCUGUCCAACAACAAUUGUUGAUUCGUAUCAUAAAGCACUUCAAAUCAAGAAUUGUCAUGUUAUCGAUGGCAAUUUGUUGGUUGAAGUUAAAGCGAGAGCUGAUUCUGGUUCAGCGAUUUCACUUCAAGGAUUAUUCUCGAAGAUUCAUACGAUCACUGGUUAUUUGCAAGUUCAUCGAUCUCCAUCAUUUCUCAAUCUUUUCAUGUUCAAAAAUUUGCGGGUUAUCGAGGGAAGAGAAUUAACAAAUGGAUAUGCAUUAUCGGUUAUGGAGAAUGCGAAUUUGAAGAAAUUGUUUGAUCCGUCACAUGAUUUGAAGAUUCUACGAGGAAAAAUCAGAUUCCAUAAUAAUCGAAUGUUAUGUUUUCAUUUUAUUAGUCAGUUUAUGGAAAAAAUGGGAAUGGAAUCGAUGAUGUCGGAAUUGGAUCAAUCUUUGAGCAGUAAUGGAGAUAAAGCUGUUUGUGAGUUUUUUUUCAAACUUUUUUAGGUUAAGCUCAAAAUCCCGGACAUUUUGAGCCUAAAUAUGUCUAAGCCUAGUUUCAGGCCUGAAAUUUAAGAUUUUUCAAACGUUUUGAAUCCAAAUAGGCAUAUUUUUGGCCUGAAAAUUUCGAGUUUUAGGCCCAAAAUCUGGACCUAUUCUCCUAGAAAUCUGAAGUUCUGGGCUUAUUUUGAUUAGAGAAAAAAAGUUUCUGUAAUUUUUUUUUCGAAAAUUUUUGUCUAGAAUCUCUAAAUUUCACGUUAUCUCUAAUCAAAAUAUUUAUUUUUUCAGGCUUGGAUCAAAGUUUUCAACUGAUUCUUGAUAGCACAACUUCAAAUUCGAUACAAAUCACAUGGCCUCAAAUGAAUACAACUGACACAGAUCAUCGAAAAUUCCUCGGUUACGAGUUAUUCUACAAAGAAGUUGCUGUAAUUGAUCCAAAUAUGUCAAUGGAUGAUGAUCGAAGUGCAUGUUCUGAUUCGUGGCAUAGUGCUUUUAUUCAAUCGGAAUCGGAAGAUUCUGAAUCAACAGUUACACAUAUUCUAACAGAACAUUUGAAACCCAAUCAACAUUAUGCGAUUUAUGUGACAACGCAAGUUGUGGUUCACAAAGGUGCCAGAAAUUAUGUGUCGAAAAUAUUGUUUGCGACUACGAAAUUCGCUGCUCCCGAACCACCGAUUGUUACGAUUCAAAGAGUUACGAGUGAUGAGAUUGAAUUGUCGUGGGAGCCGCCGAUUCGACCCAAUGGAGUUAUUACACAUUAUCAGAUUAAUUGGAGAGGAAUUGAGACGGAUGCCGCUUUCAAGGCGGAAGGGUUUUGCACGAAGCGACAGUAUGCGGAGAAGAAUCGGGAGGAGAUUGGAGAGACGACGGUUUCGCCACUUUCGACAAAAGCGCCGAGUAUGGAAAGUGUUUUUGGUGGGGGAAAUUUGAAAGGAGAUGGAACUUGUUCGGCAAUGAGUGGAUGUUGUGAAUGUCCGGUAAGGAUUUAUGAGGCUUUUUCGGGUAGAAAGUUUUUUUUAAUGAAAAAUAUAGUUCGAUUUGAAGAAUUGGGAAAAAUUCUACACCAAAAAAAUUUUUUUGCAAUUUUUCACUUAAAAAUUCUAAUUUUCUUGAAAAAUAUGUUCUGUACAAAUUUAGGUUCUUUAGGCGCGGCUACUUGAGAACUGGGAUGUCUGGGUUCGGCUUCUUGACAAAUUACUAGCCCUCAAGGAGCGGCUUCUUGACAACUAGGAUGUAUAGGUUCGGCUGCUUGACAUUGAAGCUCCCAAGGCGUGGCUCCUUGAUAUAGUGGUUCUCUAGAUGCGAGUCCUAGAAAAUUAGGUUCUGUAGGCGCGGCUACUUGAGACCUAGAAUGUAUAGGUUCGACUUCUUGAUAAAUUACUAGCUCUCAAGGAGCGCCUUCUUGACAUAAAACACCCUCAAGGCACGUUCACUUGAUAACUAUGAUCUCUAGGCUCGGCUGCUUGGCAUUUAAUUUCUCUAGCCACGGCUACUUGACAACUAGGAUGUCUAGGUUCGGCUACUUGACAACCAGGAGUUUUAGGCGCGGCUACUUGACCUUAGCCGAGCUACCUUUUAGAUUUUGCCCCAUUAAAAUUUAAUGCCAAAAAUCAGGGAUGUCGUUUUUGAACAAAAUGGGGGCCCCAGAGCCCGUUAUAACAACACGGGCUUGGCCGGCCAUACUCCGAAUAAUUCGUGACUGGCCGGGCGGAGCCCAGCCCGGCCCGAUAAAAUUAUUCUAUAUGCAAAGGUCGAAAGAAUUGCCUGGUUUUGUGUUAUUUUGGUGGUAUAAGUGGUGAUAGUGUGAAAGGUGUGAAUGGUAUUGGUAUGAUUGAUGUUAUGGUGUUAGUUCAGAUGGUGUAGGGUGGUGAAAUAUGUGUUUGGUGAACAUGGUGAAAUUUCUGUGAGUUGGUGUCAUUGGCGAAAACGUGCAAAAUGCACCAUUGGCGCCAAUUUAACUUCUUUGGUGCAUUGGCGUUAUUGGCGCCAAUGAUAAUAAUUUGUCCGAUUUCACCAAUCACACCCUCCAAACCAACAUCUUCAACAACUUUUUCAUUUUCAUUUAAAAAUUUUCACCAUAACAACCACCAUUGAUGGUCGAGACCGCCUUUCUAACGUCUCGCGAAUUUGUUUGUUUCCACUUCCUGAAUAUGAGCGGGCUUUAAAAAAGCCCCGGGGCCCUCUUAUAUUUUUUAAAAGGGCACCGGGCCGAAAAAGCCCGUUAAUUUUUCGGGGGGCCCCGAAAGCCCGACCCAAAACGACAUCCCUGCCAAAAAUAAUUCAUAUUUUUCAAAAUUUUCAAAAAAUCCGAUUUUUCCAGCACAAAACUCCGAGUAUCGAACAAACUGAAAGCGAUUCAGAUUUUGAAAAUGAUGUUCACAACAUGGUUUUUGUUCAAAAGUGAGUCCUUUUUUUUAAAUUCAUCCAAUAUCCCUAAUUUUUGUUUUCCCCCGAAAUUCCCGUGUGAUUUUUCCCCGCUUGUUUUGAUUUUCAUUUUUAACCCAACCCUCAACAAACCCGCGAGUUUAGAUGUUCAUUUGAUUUUGAUCCAAUUCGAUGCGCUUCCACUUGGGAGCAAGAAGUUGAAGAGAUUGAUCCGGAAAUUGUGUCAGCAAUGGAGAAAACUGGAAAGACUUCGAGAAGAGUCAGAGAUUUACGAGCAGAUGAGGAAUACGAAUUAAGGAAGAGGGAAAUGCGAAGAGCUGUUCAUGUUAUUAGAAAUAGUCAUCAAGAUUAUGAAGCAUAUUCGGCAUUUGUAAUGUAUGUCUGAUUGAUUGAUUGAAAAAUCAUGUGGAAAACCGAUGGAUUGUGCAUGUUUUUAUGUUGUCCUGGAUUAAUCUGGAGAUUUUUUCAUCAUAUUUUCAAAUUCCAGACCACUUUGUUCUUGUUUUUUUCUCACACUGGCAUGUUUUUAAUUUCAAAUUUUCCCUGUUCGGUCCUGCUAAUACUCCUUUUUCCCUCGAAGUUCACUUCCAUUCUAACAUUUUCUUUUUCAGACGUCGAAGAAGAUCGAUAAAAUCAGAAGCAUCGAGCGGAGACGGCAAAAAUGAUACAAAUAAAGAUCCAGCGAAGAAUCGUUUACAUGUGACUAGAAAAGCGGGAAAAAAUGAUGAAAAGGAUAACUUGCCUGAAAAUGAGACGAUUACAAUUUUGGAUAAAGAGAAGGAGAAAAAGGUGCAAUUUGAGAUGGAGGAUGAUGAGAAACAGGUUGCAUUCCCAUUGUUGACGCAGAAUGUGACUGCCAGCAAAACUGGACCCACUACUUUUAUUAUUAAGAAUUUGAAACAUUUUACGGAAUAUGCGGUAUGGUUUUGAAAAAUUGGAAAUUUUAAAAAUGAAAGAAAUAUUUUAGAUCUCGGUAUCUGCGUGUCAAGAUGUUAAUGUUCCUUUGAAUUAUUGCUCCCCGAGUUCGAAGGCGGCGAAAAUGAAGAAAACUAGUCCGUUGAGUGAGUUAUUAGCGUACUUAAGGGUUCAUGGGGGAAAAAAUUGACUUACACUAAAUUUUUAUCGUCUCACUUUUUGAAUUUUCAAAAUUUUAUUUCGCACUCUGCUGAAAAAUUGAGACAAUUUUAUGAGAAUCAAGAUAUCGGUAUGAAAUUUACUCGAAAAAAUGUCUAGAACUGGAGCCAAGUUACAGGGUUCCAGGGUUUGGAAAAUCUACAGAUUCGGCCACAAAACGAGGCUAUAACUCGAUUCAGAAAAGUUUUCAGGAAAAUCAGAUUUUUGGAAAUUGAUUACUGUAGUUGAUUUAUUGUUAGUGGAAAUAAUUCAAAAUUUCGAAAAAAUUGAUCGGAAAUUUUGCGCAAAAUUGAAUUUUUCAAACAUCUUCCAAAAACCAUGGUUGAUUUUUUCCCUGAUCUAAUUCAAAAACAAUUCUUUGCAGUGGACGUUGAUCGAGUUCUAAAUGAAACCAUCAAAAUCGACUAUAUGAACACGACAUCCAAAGUUCGAAUUACUUGGAAAACACCAAACAAUUCGAACGGUGGAAUCCUUGGAUAUUAUGUUCAUAUGCGAAAUUUGGCCGUCGACGCCUCACUUCAAACCGAAUGCCAACCAGCUGUAGCAAAUUGGACGUCUGAAAUUGACGGAGUCAUUUUCAAACACCCUCCAGAUGGUGAAUAUAGUGUUGAGGUUAUUGCAUAUUCGAUGUAUGCGCCGAGUGAGCCUGCGAUUGCUCUGGAGAAGGUUGUGAUUCAUACGCCUGGUUUUUGGACUCUAAAUGUAAGGAGUUGCUCUGAAAAUAAAAAUAUAGCUAAAAUUGGUUUUUCAGCGAAUAAUUGUUGCGGUUUUGAUCAUUUUGAUUUUCCUACUCUUUGCUGGACUUAUCACUUAUAAUAUUAUCAAAAAAUAUUAUGGUAAAAAAGUCAAAGCAAUGGCCGAUUUCAUGUCACAUAAUCCUGAAUAUGUAAUUGAAGAAGUUUAUAAGGAAGAUGAAUGGGAAUUGCAAAGAGAAACAUUGGAGUUAUUGGAAGAAAUUGGAAUGGGAACAUUUGGAAAGGUUUAUCGUGGAUUUGGCCAUGAUGUUGUAUCGAAUAAUGGUUGUACCUUUGGUGAAUGUGCGAUUAAAACAGUUCAAGAUAAGGCAAAUGGACAGGAAAGGUUGCAUUUCUUGUUGGAAGCGAAUGUUAUGAAGGGAUUUAAUGCGCCAUUUAUCGUCAAAUUAUUUGGAGUGGUUUCACGGGAUCAACCAACACUUUGUGUUAUGGAAUUGAUGGCCCUUGGAAAUCUUCGGGAUUAUUUGCGGUCUCGCCGGCCGGGAGCUGAAGAGAACACGGAGAAUUUGCCGGUUCCCUCAAAAGAACAAUAUCAUGAAUGGGCCUCGCAAAUUGCUGAUGGAAUGGCUUAUUUGGAAUCGAUUAAGUUUUGUCAUCGAGAUUUGGCGGCCAGAAAUUGCAUGGUGAGAGCGGAUGAGACUGUGAAGAUUGGGGAUUUCGGAAUGGCAAGAGAUAUUUAUUAUCAUGAUUAUUAUAAACCGACUGGGAAACGAUUGAUGCCUGUGAGGUGGAUGGCGCCGGAAUCAUUGAAGGAUGGUUAGUUUAUUUUUUGGAAGGGGGGGAGGGUUGGAGUUUUGAAUGGUAUCUAACUUGAGCAAUGCUCCAAAAAUCCAGUUUUUUUUUAAAAUUUUAAUAUGAGCAAUGCUAAAAUUGAGACUUUAUCAAAUUUACGUCUAAUCUGAGCAAGCCUAAUGCAAACUGAAUUUUUAAUUGAGCAAUGCUCAAAAAAUGUUGAAUUUCCAGUUGAAAUCAAAAUUUUCAAUGUUUAAUAUAAGCUGAUUAAUAUGAACAAUGCUCCAAAGAUUCAUUUUUCUCGAUUUAGUUUUAAUAUGAGCAAUUCUCAAAUAAUUUGGAAAAAUUGAAAAGUUUUGCUCAAAUUUACGUAUAACCCGGCCAAGCAUCAGAAUUCUAAUGAAAAAUUAAUAUGAGCAAUGCUCAAAAAAUGUUGAAUUUCCAGAAUUUUAACGAUUGCUCAGGUUAGAUGUGGUUUUGAGCAAAAAUUCAACGUUUAUCGAAAUAUUGCUCAUAUUAAAAUUCAAUUUUAAACAUAGAAAAAUGAAUUUUUGGAGCAUUGCUCAUGUUAGAGAUUGAUUUAAAGAAAAAGAAAAAUCCUGAAUUUCAAAAGGGAAUUGAAAUUUUUUUGGGUGUUGCUCAUAUUAAAUUAAAAUUAUAUUCUUAUUGGGGUUUUGAGGGUUGCUCACAAGUUAAAUGUAUUUAGUUUUAAGCGAAAAUGUCAGUUUUUUUGGAAUUUUCAAACAUUGCUCAUAUUAUAAAUUUAAUUUUUAAUUUAGAAUAAUUGAUUUUUGAAGCAUUGCUCAUAUUAUAAAUUUGAAAAAAGAGAAAAUUUCCGAAUUUCAACUCCUUUGCCUUGGGAACAAUUCUGAGUUCUCCCAAAAAAUGUUUGGGGAAGGUUAUUUUCCUAUUUGUUUCUUUUUCGAUAUCGAAACAUUUGAUCUUGUGAUUAUCAAUAUGAAAAAAUAAAACAAAAAACAGUUCAAGGUUACACGUUUCAUUUUCGCAUGAUAUAUUAAAGUAUAUACAGUUUAAAGCGGGUGAGAUUAAAAGAUCGUUGAUCGCAAAAUGUACAGAAAUUAAUAUGCAGUUUGAUGUCAUUCAAAUCAAAUCAUAUUAAGUUCAUUUCCGAGCCAAGAUAAAUCGUUUCCUUGUCCAUUCAUAUUUCCAUUUUGUUUCAAGUAAACUGGAUAAUUGUCAAGUCCGCUUGAAUAAUAAGUUCCAUAUAAUUGACACGAAAUCAUUGAAAUUAGGAACGAAAGAAGAAUAAGAAGAGUUUGGAAUGAGAACAUUGUUGUUGGAAGUGUGUUUUUGUUAAAUGAUAGCCUUGUCUUCUUCUUAUAUAGAAGAAUUGAUAUGCGAGAGAGAAGAGAGUUUAGAGAAAAAUAGGGUUUUAUUGUUUUUUUUUCGACUAGAAUGUGAUAUUUGUACUUGAUGUCAAACAUUGUUGUUUUCGCAAAGAUCUGAAAAUAAAUUGCGAAGUUGGACUUGAAGAGAUCGAACAGCAGAGGAUUGUUUUUAAAUUUGACUGUUUUGCAGAGUUGUCACGUAGUUGAGGCUAGAGAACCUUGGUUUCUAGGAACCGCGUCUAGAAAUCCACUCUGCCAAGAAGCGGCGCCUUGAGAGCUUUUUUUCUAGUAGUCGAGUCUAGAGAGCAUCGUUUUCAAGUAGCCAAGUCUUGAGAACCUGAUCGUCUAGGACUCACAUCUAAAGGUCCACUCCUGGAAGCAGCGGCGCCUUGAGAGCUUAUAUCUCAAGUAGCCAACCAUAGAAAUCCUAGUUGCCAAGUAGUCGCAGCUAGAAAGUUCAAGCUUCAAGGGUCCGUCUCUAGAAAAUCCUGUUCUCAAGCAGCCGAGGCUAGAAAACGUAAUUGUCUAGGAGCCGUAUCGAGAGAUUCACUCUAUGAAGGUGCCACACCUUCAGAGCUUCUAUGUCAACUAGCCAACCCUAGAAAUCCUGGUUGGCAAGUAGCCGUAGCUAGAAAGUUCAAUCGUCAAGGAUCAUCACCUAGAAGGUGA